Melozone crissalis (California towhee) is the source of this 2961-nucleotide messenger RNA. It is a transcript of the gene KATNBL1, whose product is annotated as katanin regulatory subunit B1 like 1. The record is from RefSeq and is a predicted model, not a curated record. Gene Ontology annotation, molecular function: microtubule binding. The transcript has 10 exons. NCBI's taxonomy places the organism in Eukaryota, Metazoa, Chordata, Aves, Passeriformes, Passerellidae. The coding region runs from base 105 to 1016 and encodes 303 amino acids. Gene Ontology annotation, cellular component: nucleolus.
AUGGCGCAGGCUCCGGGCGCCGGGCCCCGGCAGUAGCGCUCCCGCCGCUCCGCCCGCCCGGCCCGGCCCCGAACAUGAGCAGCGGAACAGGGAUUUGAGAGAUUAUGGCAUCUGAAGCUCACAAUGUUAAAAACCAGAAAGUUUUGCUUAUUGAAGGUCAUCCCAUUGAUCUCCCCAGAAAAAGAAUCUCUUCUUCCACUAAAAAGAUCAUGAAGGAGGGUAAGAAAUCUCCAAAACAGCUGGCUUCAUACACAAACAGAGUAACGGUUGGAAAAACGGUGGCCAGUCCCCUCUCCCUUUUCAAAGUGGUAUAUUGUAAAAGGAAAGUUCAUUGUUAUACUCCAAAGCCUUGUUACAGAAAGAAACUGUGCCCUAAAUCUAGGGGCCGUGACAUGGCAAAUAAAGAAAAUGAACUGGCUUGUGCAGGGAAUCUGCCAGCAAAACUUCACAACAGUCGGACACACUUGCUGAAUUCUAGCGACUCUGGCUCGUCUCAAACAGAAGGCCCCUCAUCCAAAUACAGUGCAUUUUUUUCCGAGGUUUCUCAGGACCAUGAAACUAUGGCUCAAGUUCUUUUCAGCAGGAAUCUGAGACUGAAUGUAGCUUUAACCUUUUGGAGAAGGAGAAGUAUAAGUGAACUGGUAGCCUACUUAGUGAGGAUACAGGAUCUUGGAGUAGUAGUAGACUGCCUUCCUGUGCUUACAAACAGUUUACAGGAAGAAAAACCAUAUGUUUCAGUUGGCUGCUGUGUAGAUCUUUUGCCCUUAGUGAAAUCUCUGCUUAAAAGCAAAUACGAAGAAUACGUGAUAGUGGGUUUAAACUGGCUUCAGGCUGUCAUUAAAAGAUGGUGGUCAGAACUAUCUGCACAUACAGAAAAGGCAGAAGAUGGAAACAUUCAUAUUUUAAAACAACAGUUAAGUAUUUUGUGGGAACAGGAGAAUCACCUUAUUCUGGUUCCAGGAUAUACUGGUAAUAUAGCUAAGGAUGUAAAUGCUUAUUUAUUGCAGCUACACUGACAUGAUGGGGAAACAGUGUGCUUAUGUGGUGAAACAGUCCCUAAAGUAUCCCUGAAAUAUGUGCUGAAAGCCUUUUGAGAAAUACUGGCAGAAGAGAACUGAACUGUCAAGCUGUUUAAUGAAACCACUAACAAAACUCUAACAAUCUACUUCACAUUGAAGUGGAAAAAUGUCUAGUAGGAGCAACUUUUACUUCAAUGAGGUGAAAGUGCACUAUGAAAACUGUAUGCCUUUGCUGCAUUUGGGAUUUGCUCAGUUCCUAGGUAUUCCUUUAAAUGCUACUGUACCUUACAACAUCAUCCAUAAAAGAAGAUGAACUAUACUGUCAUGAAGACAAGACAGCAGAACCAGUUAUAAGGAACCAACAAAAACAAUCAGCAUUAAGAGCUUUUAAAUGUCUCUUUCACAAGAGAACUCCAAAAUGCACAACUAUCUUCCAAUUACAUAAAAUACAAAAAACUUUGGGCUAUUCAGUUACUUGUAUGUUUUAAUCAAAUUAUUAAAGACAGUUUUUGUUUGCACUAUUGAGAAACUAUACAGCAAAGAUGCCUUAAUUACUAGUGUUUCAAAAAGCCAAUGUAUUAAGAUGCAAAUAGCUAUUAUGUUCAGAUUGUGAUGAAAAACUACAAAAAUCAGGGUUUCACAUUGUGUAGUUAAUGAAACAUUGCACAUAUACCAAGAUUCAUGUAUGAAAAAUAUUAUAAAUACCUGAAGUUAAGCUUGGGUAAACAGUUAUUGCAAAUGUCAGCAGAAUGGUGAACUUAUGUCUAACAAAUGUUUUUAUAUUGUAUGUGGAUUUCUAACACAGUAAUCUUGUUCUGUAUCAUUCAAACUACAUGCAAAUAAGUAAAUAUAUUAAAUAUAUCUAUUGUUUUUUCUUUUCAAGUUAAAAAAAUCAAUUUCUAGAAUAAUCUUUUCCACAGUACUUUUUAUCAUAGAUAUUUAUGUCUCUUGUUUGAAAUGUUUACAGCCAGGUGAGGCCAUGUUAUUCAAAUCACACCCUUUUUAUACUACCUCCUUUAAGAAACUGACAAAGAACUUUUGCAAAAUUGAUCAAGUUCUAACCUGAUCAAUGAUGGCAAAGUCAUACCAACAACAGCAUUGAGGAUACAGCUAUAAGCUUUUACUGUCAUAUUGAUAUGCUGUUCUAUUUUAAUUUAAAAGCUAUAUCUUAAUAGCUCUGAGGGAGUCUUAAUCUUAGGCUUGCUGUUGCCUUUUUUAAUUUUGUGAUUAGAAAGUAUGCUUUUUCAAUUAAAACUUACAAAGUGCCAGCUCUUCACUUAAAAGUGUACAUGCACAGCAUGUAUGACCAAAUAGACUACUUCCUUAAAAACAAGGGUUGUUUUCAUACCUAGCAUUAAGCAUGUGCACUUUUAUUGACGUGCAGGAGAAAAGUCUUUUGAUAGCCACAAGUGGUUUUUGCUUUACGGAUUAAUUAAUUUUAAACUCCUGUAGCGGUCAAUAAGUUCAGGCCUCCUGUUGCUUAGUAUUGUAUUAGUUUAUGUAUCAUUGUUGCUGACUUCUGAAGGCCAGCUAGAAAUCUGAGAACUUGGUGCUUUUAGUUGUUUGACUGUUCUGUAAACCACCAAAGGUUUUGCAUUUCCUAGGGCAGUCAGUUACAAAGAGUUUCUGGGGCAUCCCAAAACUGCAAACUUUGUGGGACAAUUUGGAGACACACAUAGCCAGUCUUUUUGCUUGAAUUGUUUUGCAUCAUUAGAGAUAUUUCAUGCUAAAAGAGUUUUGAGAUAGGACUUUUCAAAUGUUCUUACUAUCAAUUAAAUAUCUAAAGGAACUAUAGUAUGACAACAUUCUUCUAUUACUUUACUGUUCCAUUGAACACUUAAGUGUAAAAGUAACCAAGUCUGGUUUCAUCAUUUAGGUGGCAAUUGCUGAAACUCUUAGAUUACUCCUCAAGGAGAUUACUGUUUAUGGAAACUCAGAUUUU